Molecule: messenger RNA, 899 nt
Organism: Cynara cardunculus var. scolymus (artichoke)
Lineage: Eukaryota; Viridiplantae; Streptophyta; Magnoliopsida; Asterales; Asteraceae
Product: chaperone protein dnaJ 20, chloroplastic-like
Exons: 2
Coding region: 58-660 (200 amino acids)
Cellular component (GO): chloroplast
Source: RefSeq, a predicted model, not a curated record
CCCUUUCUCUCACCCACACACCAUUCAUCAUUUGCUAUUUGCUCACACAAAUCCAUCAUGUGUUGCAGCCAUGGAUUCAUUUCAAGGAUCCCUACUACUACACCCCCACCUGUCUAUUCUUCACGAACCCACUUCUCCAUUCCCUCCACAGUUCGUCUUCAUAUAGCCACUGGUAAUCCCGGAUCUCUUAGAGCCAAAUCAGCGGCCUCCGUUAAAGAUGGUGAUGGCUUUGUGUCGGAGACAAUUAUGGAUGAUCUGAGCUUUUACGACCUACUGGGUAUCCCCGAAACGGUGACAUCUCUCGAGAUCAAGCAAGCAUACAAGCAAUUGGCGAGGAAGUAUCACCCGGAUGUCUCGCCUCCGGGUCGGGCGGAGGAGUAUACACAGAGGUUUAUUCGGGUACAGGAAGCAUAUGAAACGUUGUCGGAUCCUAGCCAAAGGGCUUUGUAUGAUCGACAUAUGGCUAUGGGAAUUCACUUUGCCUUUUCUUCUCGGAAUCAUCUCCACAAUGAUGAGCAAAUGAAGGGGAAAAGCGAAUGGCGAGGCCAUUGGCAAAGUCAACUAUCAGAGCUCCGGAAAAGAAGCAUGUACAAAGAAUCUGGUAAAAACACAUCGUGGGCAGCACGUAUGCGCAGGCAAAGAACAGAAUCUCCACCCUGAUUAUAAGUAAAGCGUGCAGAUUUCGUGUAUAUAAAUCUUACUUAUUCUGUUCUUCUGAAGGAGGUUUCACAUUCUAUACUCUUUACCAAUGCCUUUACGGCCCAGAUGAAUGCUUUUUAUCACUAGGCUAUGAGGCAGCUAAAGAAAUGUAUAAAAACUAGGUAUAGUAAAUACGUUGGUCCGCCUAUAUACUUGAAGCUAUUCACAAUGAAUAAGAACCAAAACCCCAUCUUUUUACA